CAGUGCCUUGAGCCUUCACUGAAGUCGGCUGUGUAAUGUUUUAGUAGUGCUAAUAAUACCAUCUACAUCAUUCCCUUUAAAAUUCAUGUAACAUUUUGUGAUGACCUUUUUUGAUUCUACACAUAUGGUUCAUGUAUCGAGUGGGCUUAAAUGAUAUGUUUUGUCACGGAAUUAGAUUAGAGGGAAAGGAAAUUGCCUCUUCGGCAUAGGAAAUAUGUGCAGGGCACUUUGAUGUUGCGAGAAACUGCGAGAAAGCGCGAGAAUUUACGUGCUUUGUGGAGAAAUUGAUUGCCGUUCAGAAGUGAUACAUUUUGGGUUAUCCUGUACCGUUACAUUGUCCGGAGUUCAAAAGAAAAUGGACGAGUACGACUGCGUUUUUGUGUCAUAACUGAAAGUUGUUGAUGAAAUAAUAAUAAGAUAAUACCAGUCGUUGGAGAUAAUACUAAAUGAGAAAGAAAUCAACAAACUCUACACCAAUUACUCAAUUCAGGCUGAAAAGUACUUUGAGAACGUUUUGGGAAUUAACAACAGAAUAUCCAUCGACACUGUCAGACAGUUACGCAUGGUACAUGUAGUCGUCAAAACUGUGUCGAAACCUGGCCCUGCUACAGUAAACGCGUAUUACAGCCCAGUCUCAAACAGAAUAGUGUUUCCAGCUGGUAUCCUGCAAAAGCCAUUUUACGGGAAAUCUCAGCCAAAGUCGAUGAAUUACGGCGGAAUAGGCAUGAUCAUUGGACAUGAAAUCACACACGGAUUCGAUGAUAUAGGCCGUCAGUACGACAAGGACGGUAACCUGGAACAAUGGUGGUCUGACGACGCUAUCACAAGGUUUAAGGCCAAAGCUCAAUGUAUCAUUAAUCAGUACGGUAACUUCUCGCUUCCAGAGGCGGACGGAAUGAACCUAAAUGGCAUCAACACACAAGGGGAGAAUAUUGCUGAUAAUGGUGGCCUAAAACAGAGCUACAGAGCCUACCGUGACUGGAUCAAGCAGAGAGGGCGGGAAGAAUCACAACUGCCCGGUGUCAGUUACAACGAUAAUCAGCUGUUCUUCAUCAACUUCGCACAGAUCUGGUGUGCUAGCAUGCGCAGAGAAAACGCCAUCAAUCGAAUCCUCACAGGAGUACACAGUCCCGGGCGAUUUAGGGUCAUUGGAACAUUACAAAAUUCUCCCGAGUUUGCUGAAGCCUUCAGCUGCCCUAAAGGCAGUUACAUGAACCCUAAUAAGAAGUGUGGAGUCUGGUGAAUAUUGUAUUUUGAUUGAUUAAAAUCAAUAUGUUAAAAAUUUACUGAUGAAUGUUGAUGACAAUAUAUAUGUGCCAUUUAUAUCAAACACUUAUUUUAGU
Messenger RNA from Mizuhopecten yessoensis (Yesso scallop), 1343 nucleotides. RefSeq names its product neprilysin-like. Lineage: Eukaryota; Metazoa; Mollusca; Bivalvia; Pectinida; Pectinidae. The transcript is spliced from 11 exons. Gene Ontology annotation, cellular component: plasma membrane. Gene Ontology annotation, biological process: protein processing. Gene Ontology annotation, molecular function: metalloendopeptidase activity. Bases 563 to 1243 code for a protein of 226 amino acids. The record is from RefSeq and is a predicted model, not a curated record.